UUGACUGAAGAAGAUACGGGUAGCGGUAGAUAUGUUAUCGAAGGUCGUGUAUAUCCACCAGAAGAUCAGGACUUAACAAAUUGGCAAGUAGAAACAAGAAUUCACGUAAAUGGUGGUGAAUACAUCGGGUUCGUUAAGGAGGAUGGAUCAUUCACAAUACAUAACAUUCCUACGGGAUCAUAUGUUGUGGAAGUCGUCAAUCCUGACUACAUGUAUGAACCAGUACGUGUAGAGAUCAACUCCAAAGGUAAAUACAGAGCCAGAAGAGUCAAUUACAUUCAAACAUCGCAAGUUAUCCAGGUACCAUACCCACUAAGAAUGAAAGCAUUGUCUAAAUUUCGAUAUUUCCAAAUACGUGAACAGUGGCGACUAACUGAUUUCCUAUUCAAUCCUAUGGUGAUUAUGAUGAUUCUCCCACUGCUUCUUAUUAUGGUUUUGCCCAAAAUGAUGAAUGACCCUGAGACAAAGGAGGACUUGAAACAAAUAACAAAUUUGGCAAAAAUGUCAGAAAUGCCUGAAAUGUCUGAAGUGAUAACAAAUUUGUUUAGUGGGGGCUCCACAGCUAAACCUUCAACUUCCAAGUCUAAACAAAUCAAAAAGCGACAAUAG
This is a messenger RNA of Parnassius apollo (apollo), 609 nucleotides long. The record is from the annotation of a GenBank genome assembly. Lineage: Eukaryota; Metazoa; Arthropoda; Insecta; Lepidoptera; Papilionidae.